Capra hircus (goat) is the source of this 3269-nucleotide messenger RNA. RefSeq names its product zinc finger protein 557 (gene ZNF557). Gene Ontology annotation, biological process: negative regulation of transcription by RNA polymerase II. The transcript has 8 exons. Lineage: Eukaryota; Metazoa; Chordata; Mammalia; Artiodactyla; Bovidae. Gene Ontology annotation, molecular function: DNA-binding transcription repressor activity, RNA polymerase II-specific. The coding region runs from base 505 to 1713 and encodes 402 amino acids. The record is from RefSeq and is a predicted model, not a curated record.
ACAAGCUGGUGCCCGCCCACAGCCCCGCCCCUGGAGCCGGUUUCAGUCCCUGGCUCUGACCCACACUACGGCCCACCCUUGGACUCACUACGCAAGCGAGAACGCCUCGUCCGAGGCUUGGGUGCAAGGCCGCAGUCGCCCGCUGCCUCAACCCUGCAGGGCCCCACUGUCCGCGGCGGCUAGAUGCCGGAAACUGAAGCCCCUGCUCCAGCCCAAGACCGGAAGCGGAAGCGUCGAUGGGACAGAGGAAGAAAUAGCGGGGCGGCUCGCUGAACUGUGGGUACGGUCUUCUCCGCUGGGGGAUUGGAUUCACGUGACAAGUAAAUUAUUUCUGGGGUUCAAGUCUGAGUUGAAACCAGUCUCAAGGUUCACCUGUCCUCAUUGACACGUGGAUUUCUGUGUGAUCAGAGCCCAGUCCUGAGUGCACUGUGGGGACGAGAGGAGGGGCGUCCUGGUUCUCCAGCUCCCUGUUGCUGAGGAAGACGUCACUGUCUGAAUUGCAGGAUGGCGACCAUGGUCCUGUCCUCCAUUUGUGCUCAGUCAUCCCUGUACACAGCCCCUCACCAGAAAGGAUACACAGAGAAGGAAGGGUUGGCCCGUGGCUUCCUGACAGACUGGUUACAGGACUUGGUGACUUUCGAGGACGUGACCGUGGAGUUCACCCAGGAGGAGUGGGCACUGCUAGACUCUUCUCAGCGAAAACUGUACAGAGAUGUGAUGCUGGAGAACUGCAGGAACCUGGCGUGGCUUGGAUAUCAUGUUGAUAAACGCAGUCUGAUCUCCCAGUUGGAGCAAGAAGACAAGGUGAUAACAGAGGAAGGCGGGAUUCUCCCAGGCACCUGUCCAGAUUUGGAGACGGUACUUAAAGCAAAAUGGUUAACUCCAAAGAAGCAUAUUUUUAGAAAAGAACAUUCUAAUGGUGUUAGAGCGGAGAGAAGUCAUCUGGGAGUGAAACUCAAUGAAUGUAAUCAGUGUUUUAAAGUCUUCAGCACAAAAUCUAACCUUACUCAGCACAAAAGAAUUCAUACUGGAGAAAAACCCUAUGACUGUAAUCAGUGUGGAAAAUCCUUCAGCAGUAGAUCUUAUCUUACUAUUCAUAAGAGAAUACAUAAUGGGGAGAAACCCUAUGAAUGCAAUGACUGUGGGAAAGCCUUCAAUGAUCCUUCCUCUCUUAGACUGCAUGUGAGAAUUCACACUGGAGAAAAACCCUAUGAAUGUAACCAGUGUUUUCAUGUUUUCCGCACUAGUUGUAACCUCAAAAGCCACAAGAGAAUUCAUACGAGAGAGAAUCACCAUGAAUGUAAUCAGUGUGGCAAGGCCUUCAGCACGAGGUCCUCCCUUACUGGGCACAAUAGUAUUCAUACAGGAGAGAAGCCUUAUGAAUGCAAUGACUGUGGGAAAACCUUUAGGAAGAGCUCAUAUCUGACACAGCAUAUGAGAACUCAUACUGGAGAAAAACCCUAUGAGUGUAAUCAGUGUGGAAAGUCCUUCAGCAGUAGCUUUUCUCUUACUGUUCACAAGAGAAUACAUACUGGUGAGAAACCCUAUGAAUGCAGUAACUGUGGGAAAGCGUUUAAUAAUCUCUCAGCUGUUAAGAAACAUGUGAGAACUCACACUGGAGAAAAACCCUAUGAAUGUAAUCAUUGUGGAAAAUCUUUCACCACUAAUUCUUACCUUUCUGUGCACAAGAGAAUACAUAACAGGUGGAUAUGAAUGCAGUAACUGAUUUCUUAUCUUUCAGACAACUUGUGACAACUCACACUAGAUGUAUGAGUCAGCUGCUGUUUCAUAACAGAUUUCCCCUUGAAACAUAGUGGCUUUAAACAGCAAACAUAUAUUAUCUAUAGAUCAGGAAUUCAGAACCAGCUUAUCUGUGUAGUUCUGGUCAGGAUCUCAUGAGGUUGAAAUCAAGAUGUCAGCAGGAGCUGCCAUCCUCCACGUUAUUGCCAAAGAGUCCACUUCCAAAAUGGCUCACUGGCACACCUGGCAAGUUAGUAGCUGGUUGUUGGCAGGGAACCUCCUUUACUCACCAUGUUGGAUUCUCUACAGGGUUACAUAUCUUUAUGGUGUAGAAGCAGGGUCGUCCCAAAGCACUGGAUUUAAAGAAGAGCUAAUGCACAAGCUACAGUGUCUUUUAUGACCUCGUCCCAGAAGGACAUAUCAUCACUUCUUGAGUACUUUAAGGGUCACACAGAUCACUCCUGAUACAUUGUGGGAAGAGACCACGCUCAAUAUGAAUACCAGGAAAGAGAGAUUGUUGGGAACUAUCUGAGAAUUCACUGAAAGAGGGCCUUCAGGAGACCCUCUUUCUUUCAGUCUGUUCAAUAUGAAGUAAUAUUCAGUAACUCCUGUGUAAAUUCACUCAUGAAAGAAACCUCAUAAGUCCAAGCUUCAUGAUAAACUUUCAGCUCAAACGCACCCUAAUAUACACAAAAGGUUAUGUAUUGGGGAUAAAUCUGAGGAAUACAGUCGUGAUAUCCAGGGAGUCCUGUGGCAGUUCACACCAAAGGGAAGAUCCAAUGAGCAUCAUCAGAAUGUAAAAGCCUUUAGGGACAGUUGUCCCUUAAAAUGUCCCUUAGAACAUGUGUGAGAAAUCACUACAGAGGAACACUCAUGUAAGGAAUGUGGAAAACCCUGUAGCACAAGCGUUUUGUUAACAGAAGAUGAAAUUUCAAGUACCAAGUACUAUGGGAAAGCCUUCAGUGUUCUCUCCGUUUUUAAGAGACAUGAGGAUUGAUUCUGGAGAGAACAAACCAUUUAAUGGCAUCAGUAUUGGAAAACCUUCCAGUUUCCCACAUUCCUUAAACUUAUGAGUAUAAAGAAGGAGGGAAUGCCUUUAAUGAUAGCUCUUACACUAGGAAAAGUAUGAAAUUCCCGGAUGCAGAAACCUGUGAGUGGAUUAAUUUUGGAAAGUCGAUGACUUCUGUCUUUGUUGAAUUGUGAGAAGUCACCUGGGAGGGGUGGGAGGGGAGCCCAAGAAGGUACUCAGCAUGAGAUUGCCUUAGCUCUUCUCUCUGAGUGGCCGUGUAAUACUUUAAAAUGGGAAUGAAAAGUGUAAAUGUUAUAAGUGUGGGAUUACCUUUCAGUGUCUCAUCCUUAGGGUGGGGCAGCUAGUUCUUUAAUUUUCAGUCUUUUUAAUUAAGUAGCAACAUUUGUGUCUGCAGCUGUGCCCUAAAAUAAACCUUAAGUUAUGUUCUGUAGUUUUGUAUGUAAUACAUUUAUCAUCAGUGACUCUAAAACUACUAAUACAUUGCAUAUUCAUAAAGGUA